Messenger RNA from Raphanus sativus (radish), 843 nucleotides. RefSeq names its product copper transporter 1. The transcript has 2 exons. Gene Ontology annotation, cellular component: plasma membrane. Lineage: Eukaryota; Viridiplantae; Streptophyta; Magnoliopsida; Brassicales; Brassicaceae. Gene Ontology annotation, biological process: intracellular copper ion homeostasis; copper ion transmembrane transport. Bases 90 to 623 code for a protein of 177 amino acids. Gene Ontology annotation, molecular function: copper ion transmembrane transporter activity. The record is from RefSeq and is a predicted model, not a curated record.
UCAAUAAACGCGUCAAUCAAUAAAUAUCAAGCCAGUGCCCUUCUAAGUUCUAACAUUGUUAUUCAUUCUCCUCUCAAAGCAAAGAAAUCAUGGAUCAUGGUAACAUGCAUGACAUGCCUCCACCAUCAACACCAUCCAUGAUGAAUAAUGGAUCCAUGAACGGAGGAGGACAUCACAAGAUGAUGAUGAUGCACAUGACUUUCUUUUGGGGCAAGAACACGGAAGUUCUCUUUUCCGGUUGGCCGGGAACAAGCUCCGGCAUGUAUGCUCUUUGUCUCAUCUUUGUCUUCUUCCUCGCCGUCAUCACCGAAUGGCUUGCUCACUCAUCUCUCCUCCGUGGCACCGCCGGAGAUUCCGCUAACCUCACCUCCGGGCUCGUCCAAACCGCCGUGUACACCCUCCGUACUGGCCUCGCUUACCUAGUCAUGCUCGCCGUCAUGUCAUUCAACGCCGGCGUGUUUCUAGCCGCCCUCGCUGGUCAUGCCAUCGGCUACAUGUUGUUCGGAAGCCGAGCUUUCAGAAAUCCCUCCGGCGACCGGAAAACUAACGAUCCUCCGGCCUCAGAAAGAAGUAAAAACGGAUCGGUUUCGUCCCGUCAAAACUAUAGCAAAAUUAGAAUCUGAGUUGAUGAUUGGGCCAAGUGAAUAUGGUCAUCGACAAAGUCGUUCUUUACUCCAAGUGUUGUUUGGCUUUAGAAGAGUUUUUACAUCCCUCGUUGUCCAUCAAAGUUCUUCGAAACAAUCCACUAUUCGUACUCUUAUAACUCUCCUACAUCCCACAAAUCUUCUAACAAAUUAGAUCUAGAUAUAAUAUUUAUCUUUAAUUUAAAUAAAGAGUUGUCUA